Aptenodytes forsteri (emperor penguin) is the source of this 3819-nucleotide messenger RNA. It is a transcript of the gene CASD1, whose product is annotated as CAS1 domain containing 1. Lineage: Eukaryota; Metazoa; Chordata; Aves; Sphenisciformes; Spheniscidae. Gene Ontology annotation, cellular component: Golgi membrane. Bases 76 to 2265 code for a protein of 729 amino acids. Gene Ontology annotation, molecular function: N-acetylneuraminate 9-O-acetyltransferase activity. The record is from RefSeq and is a predicted model, not a curated record. The transcript has 17 exons.
GGUGGCGAUACAUGUGAGUAUCUUCUGUCCAGUGGGAGAUUUCUUGGAGAAAAAGUAUGGCAACCGCACAGUUGUAUGAUGCAUAAGUAUAAAAAUAGUGAAGCAAAAAAUUGCCUCAUAGACAAACAUGUUGUGUUUAUAGGAGAUUCUAGAAUUCGACAGCUGUUCUAUUCAUUUAUAAGACUCAUAAAUCCUCAAGUCAAAGAAGAAGGAAAUAAGCAUGGAAAUAUCCCUUUUGAAGAUAAAUCUGCUUCAAUUAAAGUGGAUUUCCUGUGGUAUCCAGAAGUUAAUGGCUCUAUGAGGCAACGUAUCAAAUCUUGGACUGAGGGUUCUGUGGCAAAACCUCAUAUAAUUGUAGCAGGAGCUGCCACGUGGUCUAUCAAGAUUCACAAUGGCAGCAACGAAGCCCUCACACAAUAUAAAAUCAAUAUCACUUCAAUUGCACCUCUUUUGGAAAAAUUAGCAAAAAAUAGUGAUGUUUACUGGGUCUUACAAGACCCUGUUUAUGAAGAUAUGCUGAGUGAAAGUCGGAAGAUGAUCACUAAUGAGAAAAUAGAUGCUUAUAACGAAGCAGCUGUUCGUAUUCUGAACAGCAGCUCCCGAAAUUCCAAAGCUAAAGUUAAAGUGUUCAGUGUAUCAAAAUUGAUAGCACAAGAAACUAUCAUGAAGUCUGCAGAUGGCCUGCAUCUCCCUGAAUCAAGCAGAGAUACAAACGCGAUGAUUCUUAUGAAUGUCUACUGCAAUAAGAUAAUGAAGCCCAUUGAUGGCUCCUGCUGCCAGCCUCAGCCUCCUCUCACUCUGAUACAGAAGUUAGCUUUCUGUUUCUUUACUUUGUCCAUUAUCGGAUAUUUAAUUAUCAAUUUAAUUCAUCGGAAUAAUUUUCGGAAGAACAAAUCAUGCACUGAUUUGGAAGGUGGAGAGGAGAAGAAACCUGCCAUCAGCACCCCUAAUGUUUCUACUUUAGAGAUGCUCUUACACUCCUUGUGCAAACUUGGUCUAAUCAUGACCUAUUUUUAUCUAUGUGACAGAGCAAAUCUUUUCAUGAAGGAAAAUAAAUUUUAUACACAUUCAUCUUUCUUCAUACCAAUCGUCUAUAUCUUGGUUUUGGGGGUAUUUUAUACCGAAAAUACCAAAGAGACUAAAGUGUUAAAUAGAGAACAGACUGAUGAAUGGAAGGGCUGGAUGCAACUUGUUAUUUUGAUUUAUCAUAUCUCUGGAGCAAGCACAUUUUUGCCUGUGUACAUGCACAUUCGAGUUCUGGUUGCUGCAUAUCUGUUCCAAACAGGUUAUGGACACUUCUCAUAUUUUUGGAUAAAAGGGGACUUUGGUGUAUACAGAGUGUGUCAGGUUUUAUUUCGUCUCAAUUUCUUGGUCGUGGUACUGUGCAUAGUGAUGGACCGACCUUACCAGUUCUACUACUUUGUGCCAUUAGUCACUGUCUGGUUUAUGAUCAUUUAUGCCACCUUAGCUAUAUGGCCUCAGAUAGUCCAGAAGAAAGCAAACGGGAACUGCUUAUGGCACUUUGGUUUACUGCUGAAACUGAUUUGCUUACUGACAUGUAUAUAUUUUCUGUCAUAUUCUCAGGGCGCAUUUGAGAAGAUAUUUUCUUUUUGGCCACUGUCCAAGUGUUUUGAACUGAAUGGGAAUGUCUAUGAAUGGUGGUUUAGGUGGAAGUUGGAUCGCUAUGUGGUUUUCCAUGGGAUGCUGUUCGCUUUUAUUUAUCUGGCAUUGCAGAAACAUCAGAUGAUAUCAGAAGGAAAGGGAGAUCCUCUUUUCUCCAACAGAGUUUCAAAUGUUUUAUUAUUUAUUUCAGUUGUAUCCUUUUUGACCUACUCUAUUUGGGCUAGUAGCUGUAAAAACAAGACAGAGUGCAAUGAACUACAUCCUUCUGUUUCUGUGGUGCAGAUUUUAGCUUUCAUCCUCAUCAGGAACAUUCCUGGAUAUGUCCGGUCUGUGUAUAGCUCGUUCUUUGCCUGGUUUGGCAAAAUUUCUCUAGAGCUUUUCAUUUGCCAAUACCAUAUUUGGCUGGCAGCAGACACAAAGGGGAUCUUGGUGCUCAUUCCUGGAUAUCCAAUGUUUAAUGUUCUUGUCAGCACUUUUAUAUUUGUGUGUGUGGCACAUGAAAUUUCUCAGAUCACUAAUGAUCUAGCACAGAUUGUGGUUCCUAAAGAUAACUCAACUCUGCUGAAAAGGUUGCUAUGCAUAGCUGGAUUUUUUUCUGGACUACUCCUCUUCUCGGCAAUGCAAGAUCAGUCAAGGCAUUAACCUGAAAAGAUUCUUGGAAACUUUCUUCAAGUUUACUUUCUGUCUGCCUGAACAAAAAUUCUCAACUGGAGGUACAAGAAGACAUGUAAAUUAAGUGUGUGGAAAAUGUAUAUAGAGCAAAUGUACAUAUUUUGUGUGGAAAUAGCCUUCUCGAAUAAUCUGAGAAACAAGAAUGCACUGUACAGAAUUGCAUGUGAAAAUGAGUCUUUUCUACUGGAUAUAUGUUUCUGUUUACAUAUCUGUUUAAAAGUGACACGAAGAAGUGACGUUAAAUGGUUUAGCAUGUGCAUAUCACGGAAUUAACUUUACCUUGGGUCAGCCGAAUGAAGAGUGGAUGAUUACUAGAGUACCGCCUAUACAUAACACGUGCUGUAAUCAUUCUCAUCAAGGAACAAAAAAGAGCAAACUUGUGAUCCGUCGUUAAUGGUCACCUUUAGCUGAUGUGAAACAUGAAGUUGCUGGUAAACCAGGGCAUUUUUCUGAACAAAAUGGUAAUUUUUUGUUUGGAAAUGAGUAUUUUGGGUGGAGAUAGUAUAUGUUAUAUGAAACCCUUUAUACCUGGAAAUAAAAAGUCAUCACCAAUUCAGUGAUUUAAGAUUAUAUACAAGUUUACAUAAUAUUUUAUGGGGGUUUUUUAGAAAUUUAAGAUGUUUUCAGUAAAUACAGUGAAUUCUGAGGUGAAAUUUUUUUAUAAAGAAAAUUUGAUUCUUUUCCCCCUAAAAUUGUUUGCUUUUUCAUCAAUUUUCCACUAAUUCAUUUAACUAUGUGCAGUUCUCUGUACAAUCCUAGUGAACAAACAGAUGAAUAAUUUUCAGAGACUCAGUUGAAGAUGGAGAAUUUUUGGAAGACCUGCAACCUUUUCCAGGCAGAUCAAAUCCCACCAUAUCCACUCCAUCAAAUCUUAAGGAAACGGGAGAACAGGGGAACGGUGAUCUUCGAACCUCUCUCUGAGUUUGUAGGUGACCUUGAACUAGGUCUCAUUGGGGAACUGGUGCCAUAUGCUCUCCUGUAAUAAUAUUUUCAUUUAAAAGGAUGCGAGUCAAGGAUGCAAGUCAAUCUGUUGACAUCACCAGGAGGAAGGAUUGAGUGGUCAUCUUGUUGCAUGCAGAUGGUCCGAGUCUCAGAAUUACAAAUGAAAUGAGAUUGGAGAUGUUUGGAGGAACCUUUUUUCCCAUUCUUUUUAGCAGCGCCCAUCUUUCUUAUCACCUCUUCCCUUUAGCAUAAAAAGUAAAAUUGAAAGAAAUAGCCCUUCAGUGUUGCAGUGACAAGCUGUAAUUGACGUUCCACUUAUUCAGUGAGGUUACGGUCUUUUCUUUGCUGUUUGUGGUUUCGGUUCAAGUGAUAGUUUGGCCCCUAGUUGCUUUUUCGUUUUAUUCUUCUACUGAUUACUUGUUAGCAGUCAAAAACACGAGCACAAUACUGUUUCCCAAGCAUAUGUGCAAUUAUGUAUGAUUAUAAACAAUAUGAAUCCUAAUUUGUACCGUGUGUACUGUCACGUACUUGUUUUUGAUCUUAUCCCAGUUAAAAAAUUGAAUUCAAACUUGAGCCACCAAU